AUGCAUUACAAUGCCCAGAGUACACAGAUCAAAUUGGGACAAAUCAACAGUAACAACAAAAGAAUGUGCAAACGUCCCAUUGCCAACAGCUGUCAGGCUCUUUCCGAAGGGGCUGCUGCGGUGCCAGGCGAACCUGUCCGCUCACGGCCCGCUGCACGCCCGGCCCUACAGACACCCUGGGCACCCAGGGGCCAAGCGGGGUGUCCCCUCCACAGCACCCGCACCGCACGUCCCCGCACGUCCCCGCACGUCCCCGCGCCCACUGCCAGCCCCCUCAGCCCCAGCCAAGGCCCCGCUGCCCCUCAGCCGCCCCAUGCCCACUCUCACCUCCCCGCUCGCUGCCGGGCCCUCAGCCCUUCACCGCCCCCGCCUCGGCACGUGCUAACAACGCGGGCUCCCAUUGGGCCGCCGUUCCCCGCGCCGCUCCCCCAUUGGCGGAGCGGGAGCCCGGCCCUCCCGGCGCGCUCGGCCGCGCUGCUGCCCGGCCCCGACAUGGCGGCGGCCGGCGGGGUGCGGGGCCGCACCAGCUUCCAGCGCAGACCCGGGGCCGGCCCGCGGCCGCCCGCCCUCCCGGGCACUCGGCCCUCGGUGCGCCACGGGCAGCUGCUGCUCUCCAGCGGGCUGCCCUCCCUGGACUGUGUGCUAGGUGGAGGCGUAGCUGUUGGAACCCUUCUCCUUAUUGAGGAGGAUAAAUUUGGCCUUUACUCCAAUUUGGUGUUCAAGUAUUUUCUCGCAGAGGGAAUUGUCUGUGGACAUGACCUGUUUGUUGCUUCUGCCAAAGAGCAUCCUGACAACAUUUUGAAGGAACUUCCAGCCCCUUUGCUUGAUGAUACCUAUGGGAAGGAAUUGGGAGAUGAAGCAGCAGCUGUUAAGUCUGAGGAUUUUCAGGAUUCUAUGAAAAUAGCCUGGCGCUACCAAAACUUACCAAAAAUGGAGGCCAGCCCAACAACCUCUACAAAGUUUGGCCAUUAUUACGAUAUUUCUAAAAAAAUGUCUCCAGAACUGUGUCAGUCUGUAAAAUGGCACAGUUUUUACCUACAUGAGGAAUUGUCUUUCGAGCCUAAAAUGAAAGCAUGGAACAUGAACAGUGGUUAUUCGAGGCUGCUUCAGUCCAUUCAGAGAAUCAUUUCCCAGGGAGGCUUUGAUGGCUCAGAUCCCCAGAAGAAGCCAAGGAAUGUUUUGCGGAUAGGAAUCCAGAGCCUGGGCUCUGUACUGUGGGGUGAUGAUGUUUGUUGCAGUGAUCCUCCUGCAGAUCCUCACAGCCUGACAAAAUUUCUGUAUGUUCUCCGUGGCCUGCUCAGGAAGUCUCUGUCAGCCUGCAUCAUCACAGUGCCUGCUCACCUUAUCCAGAAUAAAGCAAUUAUGGAACGUGUAACAAACUUGUCAGAUAUGGUAGUUGGUCUUGAAUCAUUUAUUGGCUCUGAGAGAGAAACCAAUCCAUUGUACAAGGAUUACCAUGGUUUGGUUCAUGUACAUCAGAUUCCUCGGCUUAACAGCUUGAUCUGUGAUGUGUCAGACACGAAGGACCUUGCUUUUAAAUUAAAAAGGAAGCUGUUCACCAUCGAGCGGCUGCAUUUGCCUCCAGCCUUGUCAGACACGGAGAGCAGCGCGAGCAAACCGGAGCUGGCAGGACGCGCCCGAGCGCUGAGCUCGGGAUGUGCCGGGGGCCGGGGGCACCUGGACUUCUGA
Messenger RNA from Sturnus vulgaris (Common starling), 1689 nucleotides. It is a transcript of the gene ELP4, whose product is annotated as elongator acetyltransferase complex subunit 4. Gene Ontology annotation, biological process: tRNA wobble uridine modification. Gene Ontology annotation, cellular component: cytoplasm; transcription elongation factor complex; elongator holoenzyme complex. Lineage: Eukaryota; Metazoa; Chordata; Aves; Passeriformes; Sturnidae. The record is from RefSeq and is a predicted model, not a curated record.